Molecule: messenger RNA, 802 nt
Organism: Prunus avium (sweet cherry)
Lineage: Eukaryota; Viridiplantae; Streptophyta; Magnoliopsida; Rosales; Rosaceae
Source: RefSeq, a predicted model, not a curated record
AGAAACGAGAGAGAAAGAUGUGGCAUUCAAAGUGUUAUACUGUGGGAUAUGCCAUUCUGACCUUCACAUGGUGAAGAACGAAUGGGGGAUUACUACCUAUCCCUUAGUUCCCGGGCAUGAGAUUGUUGGAGUAGUGACAGAGGUAGGAAGUAGAGUGCAAAAAUACAAAGUUGGAGACAAGGUAGGUGUUGGGUGCCUGGUGGGAUCUUGCCAAUCUUGUGAUAAGUGUGCAGACAAUCUUGAGAACUACUGCCCCAGACUUAUACUCACCUAUGGUGCCAAGUACCACGACGGAACCACCACAUAUGGAGGUUACUCCGACAUCAUGGUGGCCGAUGAGCACUUCGUGAUUCGUAUUCCGGAUAACCUGCCUCUUGAGGGUGCUGCUCCUCUCCUUUGUGCCGGGAUUACAACCUACAGCCCCUUGAGAUAUUAUGGCCUCGACAAACCUGGCAUGCAUGUCGGUGUGGUUGGCCUUGGUGGUCUAGGCCAUGUGGCAGUGAAGUUUGCCAAGGCUAUGGGGGUUAGGGUUACAGUGAUUAGUACCUCCCCUAGUAAGAAGGAGGAAGCUAUUAAACGUCUCAAAGCCGAUUCAUUUUUGGUCAGCCGCGAACAAGAUCAGAUGCUGGCGGCCUGGGGCACAAUGGAUGGUAUAAUCGACACGGUUUCUGCAGUUCACCCUAUCUUGCCUUUGAUUCGUUUGUUGAAGACUAACGGAAAACUUGUGGUGCUUGGUGCACCAGAGAAGCCCCAUGAGCUUCCUGUUUUUCCUUUGCUAAUGGGUAAAGCGCAUAUAAAUGGC